AUGGUCUGUGUCGAUAUUCUUAAAUAAUACAAUCCUUAACAAUAAGGAAAGGUUUAUAUGAAGUAGGAUAGGUACCUUAAGAAACGAGUAUUAUAAUUGGACGGAAAUAUGAAUACAGUUGCUUAAUUAACGAUCCCUGUCAAUUUAAGAUUAAAUUAUGUAAUAAAUAACAUUUAUAGUAGCUUCACUUUUAGAUUUAAGUUCCCUCUACAGGUGUGUUUGUUAUAUCCAUAAACUAUUAAAAUAAAGGGUUGAAUUAUAAAGUUUCAAUCAGUAAUGUAAUUUGAAUUAUUUAUAAUGAAGUUGUUUAAAUAAGUUUCUUAUCCUCAUGAAAAUUAAAUCAAUUAGCCUUGUGAAGGAUUACCAAAUUGGGGCACAAUUGUUGUGGAUUUGAAAAGCUUCUAUGCUUUUACAGAGAUUACAUAAUUAAAUAUUAGUGGGAAUAUUGCUGUUAAAAAUAUUUAUAAUACAAAUGAAGAAUAAUUACUACCAACAGAUUGUCAAUUAAGUAGUGUUCAUCGUAUUUUAAUUAAACAUGUAAAACCUAAAUUAGCGCCAUUAAAAGGUAUUUUAAAACCCAAAGGCAAAAAGUAAGAAUAAGCACCUUUGGAAGAAAUACCUUUACCACAAGAAAGAGUAUCUCCUAUGAAAUAAGAUAUAAGAGAACCAAUAAUUGAGGAAUAAGAAAUUUAAAACAAAAGCAAACCUUAAUCAUUAAUGAAAUUAAAACAUAUACAUGGAUACACACCUAAACAUUAAGCAAAUUUAAUAUUUUUAGAUGAUAAUUAUUUUGCUUUUCCAUGUGAUAAAACAAUAGUUAUAAUGUCAGAAAAAGAAUAGAAAUUUUGUUCAGGAACAAGUGAAAUAUAAUCAAUAACAAAAAAUAAAAAUGAAUUAAUAGCUGCUUGUGAUUCUGAAAUUUUAACUUUUGAUUAUACAACUUGUUAAAAGCUUAGUCACUAUAAAUUAGAAGGAUAUAAAGCAAAAUUUAUUUAGAAUUAAGAUGAUAUGUUGAUUGUUUUAGCAAAUGAUGAAAAGCAUUAAAUUUUAUUAUUGAUAAGAAAUGAAUCGAUAGUUAUAAAAUAAGCAUCUCCAUUUCAUAUAUAAACAUUUAAGAUUCAAGAUAAGGAUAAUUUUAUAUCAGUAGGUAAGGAGAAUCUCAGAUAUUGGCAUAUAAAGGAUACAUGUCUUUAAGGUCAUUCUCCAUAUUUGGGAUAGUAUGCAAGAGAAACUGAUUUUACAGAUGUAUUGAUACAAGAUAAAAGAGUCUUAGGUUGUUGUAAAAGAGGUCGAGUUUUUUAAUUUAUAGAAAAGGAAUUAACUGGAGUAUGGUAGAUCUCUGAAUCAGGAAUUACUUCAAUGAAUAAAUUUACAUCUCAUGUAGUAACAACUCAUAAAGAUGGUAUUAAACUUUGGAAGUAAGACUUUAGCGAACUUGUGAGAGAUAUCAAAUGCGAAGUGGAAGUGAUUGGUUGUGAUAGUAGAUAAAAAUUAUUAUGUGCAUUUAGAGAUAAAUCAAUAGGUAUUGUUGAUGACAAAACUAUUAAAUAUUUAGUACAUUCUCAUCAAUAAAACAUUUUGGAUCUUAUUGUGGUCUAAGAUAAAAUAGUUUCAUCAGCUAUGGAUCAUGAAAUUAAAAUUUGGAAUAAAAAUCUAUCUCUCGAAUAUUAAUUCAGGUGUCUUGAUGGUCUAGCAUCAUCCUUAUGUGCUUUAUCAACAAAACCUUAAUUUAUAGCUGGCUUUGAUAACGGCUAUAUUAGAGUUUUUGAAUUAUCAACCUAUACUGUUAUCUUAGAAAUUGAUACUAAACAUCCUAUUUUGGCUAUGAGUGGAAAUUAAAAUGAUACAUUAUUUCUAAUAACUCAUGAAAAUGAGACUCUUAUCCUAAAUAAUAAAUUACUCAUUAUCAAACAACAUCAACAUUAAAUUAAAUACAAUUAAAAUCACUAACUUAUUGCUUUUAAUGGAUUUUUUAAUGAAUUUUAUUAUAUUGCAAGUAGUUUCCAUAUUAAAUUAUAUUCAUGUGAUCAUCUAACAGAAAAAUAUCACUUGAAUAUUCCAAUCAGUUCUAUAGAUUGUAAUGAUGAGCAUCUUCAUAUUGUAAGUAAUGGUAACAUCAAAAGAUUUGAUAAAUAAUUAAACUUUCUAUAAGAGUUGAUAUCAAAUAGUACCUAUAUUAAAAGUUGUAAUAAUUAUAUUUUUAACGCUAACAACAAAGAUUAGUUGAUUAUAUAUGAUUACAUGUUUACAAGUGAUGAAGCUGGUAAUCCUAUUAAAUAAAUUUAUCAAUAAAAAAUCAAAAAAUUGGUUAUUUCAUCAUAAAUUAUAAGUUUUGUUGAUGAUUUUAUAUUUAUUUGGGAUACAAAUGGAUUACAUUAAACAAUGUUAACUCAUCCAAUCGAUAAACCAUACAUAAACUAAUUAAUUGAUGUUAUACAGGAAUCAAUGAGUCCUCACAAACAAAAAUUAGAAAAAGAAAAAAACAUAUAAUAAGGAAAAGAAAAUAAAAAAAAUAAAUAGCAAAAAUAACAACAAAUUUAAUAAUAAUAAUAAUAACAAUAAUAAUAAUAGACUUAAUAAUAAAUUAGCCCAAAAUCAUCUCCUAAAGCUGCCAUUCCUAAUUAGCAUUUAAAUAUUUAAAAUUAAAAUAAAUAAUUAAUAAUAGAUGAAUAGUAAUUGCCAAAAUUAAAAAUUAAAAAAGUUAUAGGGUAUAGAUUUAGUGAUACAUAUAUUUAAUAAUUUCCAUGGAACAAAGAAGAAUAAUUUUAUGUUUUACCAUCAGAAUAAUUUAUUGCAAUAAAUUACUAUACCAAAUAAAAAUAAUAGCUAAUUUUAACUUCAUAAAUCUAAGCCAUACAUUACAGCAUAAAAGGGAUAAUCGUAUUGCUUAAACAAUAAGUUUUAGUUUUUGAUUUGAAAAUGGAUUUGAUCAAAUAAUUUGAUUAUGCAGGCUAAUUAGUCUGUUCUACAGUUUCUCCUUGUGGGAACUAUCUACUUAUGAUAAAUGAGAGUAGGAUUUAGAUAUAUAUAUUGAGUAGUGGAAGGAUUUUGACUUAGACUAUCAUACAAUAUGGAAAUGGUAAUAUUUAUACAGAUUGGUGUAGUGAUUAAGAUUUAAUGUUUGUGACUUUAAGUGGAAUAUAAAAUUAACUCUGGAGAGUAAACUAAAAAGCCUUAUUAGAAUAUUGCGAUUUGGACAUAUAACCAACUUACUAUUAGAGCAGUGGAUAUUAUAAAUAGUCUUUGGUAGUUUCACAAGGACAAAAAAUUCACCAUAUCGAUAUUAAAUAAGCUCGUACUCUUUUAACAGUUGAAAAUGCUGCUUCUCAGGAUAUUACGCAAGUAGUAUGUACCAAAGAGUAUAUUUUGUUAUUCACAAACUCCCCAAAUAUAUAUAUAUAUACUUAUCAAUUUAACGAUAAGCAUAUAAUAUCUUUAGAUAGUAUUCCAUUAGGAUAUUCAAAUAUAUUUUAACAGGAUAUAAUAGUUGCGACAAGAUCCUAGGUUUGGUUUGUAGAUAUUCAAUCAAGAACUACCGUAAAAAUUGAGCCAAACAUACCAUAAGAACAUAAAAUAUUAUGCACAAAUUAGGAUAUUCUAGGUACAUCAGAAGGUGCCAUGAUGAUUAACAAUGAUGAAAUUUUAGUACCAAAAAGAUAAUGUUUGCACAUUUCAUAUUAUAAGAAUUGUAUAAUAGCUGGAUACUCAGAUGGUUAUUGCAGAUUGUUUAAAGAUUUCUAAUUGAUUGGUUAAAUCUAAGUAGGAAAGUGCGUGACUUCUUUAAUAGCAAAUUCUAAAAGUUACUUUGUAGUUGGUAACGAAUUAGGCUAGUUAUUUUAUUGCACUGGUUUGAAUGAGAUUAAAAUGCAUGAAAUAGUUAAAGAAAGAGGAGACUUUGCUAUCGUCUCUACUGAUAUAAAAGACAAAUAAAUUGCAUAUAGUACUGGAAAUUAAAAAGUUUAAAUAAUGCAUUACAAAGAAAAAGAAGAAUUUAUUAUUAAGAAAGCUACUAAUAUGAUUGAUGAUACUCCUGAGUAUUAUUUAAUGGAUAGUUAUCGAUUUAGAUCAAUUGAAUAAUGCUAUAUACAAUUUAGUAAAACUAACCAAGAAUAAAUUAUAAUGAUGUGCUCCUAAAUUGUGAUUCGAAAUUACAUUGAACAUUUAAAUAUCAUCACAAUAGAAUGUAAUGGAAUUUCGUUUAUGCAAUUUAAUUAAUAUUUAAUUGUUGGUAGAAAAGAUGGGACAGUAAGUAUGUAUGAUAAUGAAAUUGAAUUAGAUAAAGUUCACUUAUCCUCUUUUCCUAUUCAUAUGAUGCAGCAUGACAAAAUUGCAUAUGGAAACAUGGUUUGUGAAUUAAUAUAAUGA
This is a messenger RNA of Paramecium sonneborni, 4365 nucleotides long. Lineage: Eukaryota; Ciliophora; Oligohymenophorea; Peniculida; Parameciidae. The record is from the annotation of a GenBank genome assembly.